This is a messenger RNA of Hyalella azteca, 2156 nucleotides long. RefSeq names its product lactosylceramide 4-alpha-galactosyltransferase. Gene Ontology annotation, biological process: glycosphingolipid biosynthetic process. The transcript has 8 exons. The record is from RefSeq and is a predicted model, not a curated record. NCBI's taxonomy places the organism in Eukaryota, Metazoa, Arthropoda, Malacostraca, Amphipoda, Hyalellidae. The coding region runs from base 437 to 1597 and encodes 386 amino acids. Gene Ontology annotation, molecular function: hexosyltransferase activity.
UGUGUGCUAGGAGGUCGGCGACAUGGACGAUUCUUGCUGAAUUUUAAUGUUACGCACCGUUCAAUUUAUGCUUCACUUCUACAAAUUAACCUUGGGCAAAGUGAACUGCUAGUGUAAAUUUUUUUAUGUUGACCGUUUGUUAGGCUAUGCAUAGAAAGAGUGGUGCCUACAAUCUAUAUAUGACUGCGACGGUUAUAAGUAAAAAAGACCAACUUAGUAGGAAAGGCCUUAAGAUUUCGUGAAAAAUAAGAAGUGUAUUAAAGCUAUGAACAUGAAGCCGUUAACGACGAUUAUUUUCAUAAUCACUGCUUAGCCUUUAGGAUAUGUUUCAGACUCCUUGUAUCUUGUAUUGCGUUUUUGUACAAUCGUAACAAUGUGCUCACAAAUUCAAUUUACGAUGAUCACGAGUUAUUUUAAUUGAGAACAAUGCUUUGAUAUGCGCUUCAAGUGGUCGGUCAAAUCAUAUACGGCCAUAUGGCUGUACAUGUUAUUUAUAAUAACUUUCAUAUGGACAAAUUAUAUUCCAAGAUUGCCGAUUUUUUCUUAUUCUGAAGGUGAAAAUGAUAACUCUUACGAGCUCCGAAGACGAGUUGGCUCCCCACAUAAAUCUGGAAGAAAAAUUCACGAAAAUGGAGCCUUCCCGUGGGAAGACUUUGUGUGUCGAUGGAGCGUGCCAAAGAUGAUGGAGUCUUCACUUCACAUGAAUGUAUUUAUAAGAGAUGUGGAGCCCACGCCAUCAGUCCACCACAUUUUCUUAUUGGAUACGGGCUGCCUGGACGCUCUCCCCAACCGACAUCUCUGUGCCCUCGAGAGUUACGCUCUCCUACAUCCGGAGUCUGAGGUCUGGAUGCUGGUGACAGUGGAUGCACUGGAUGACUCUGAUGGUCUCUUGUCAACCCUCGUCCGCAGCUACGGCAACAUCCGCCUCGCUGCCCUGGACCUGAACCUCUUGUUCCUCGACACUCCCCUGGCCGGUUUCUACACGACGCACGAGCUUCUUGAAUCACGCUACAUCAACGUGCAGAUGAGCGACAUGGCGCGUGUUGCGCUGGUGUGGCGGUACGGUGGCUUCUAUAGCGACAAUGACGUCAUCGCCCUCAGCUCCAUCAGUGACCUCAGCAACGCUAUUGCAUUUGAGAACAACAGGUCGAUUGCCAACGCGCUUUUCCACUUUGAAGCCAAACACGAAUUCCUUGUGGCUGUGAUGAAUUACAUGCCUGCGCACUUUGCGCCAGGUGAGUGGACAAGUAUUGGUCCGCAAGCCACGACCGCCGCGGCGUUAGAAAUUUGUAACGAGCGUAGCGCCCUUCCGUACUUCGAUGACGUCCCGAGUUUGUGUCGUGACGUUACACUUCUGCCGGAGAAAAUAUUCUAUCCGCUCCCAUGGACGUACUUCAAGAAGCUUUUCGAGACCAGUUUGGCGGGAAGCUUUCAAGAGGCGUACCCCAACACCCGCGCGCUGCACUUCACUGGGUCCUCCUCCGACCGCGUCGCCGUCGACGUGGUCGAGAGCCCCACGAGCGUCUACGUGCAGGCCGCCACCCACCGCUGCCCCGACGUCUUCUCUACCGCCACCAGGAGGAGCCGGUUCUUCUGAGUCACUCUGAAAUAUAUAAGGGUCGUGUUGUCCAAGUGAUAACACAUGUGCUAACACAGCACAAACAAUGAGCGGACGUAGCACUGAUAAGUAAAAUGGAAGUGUUAUGUUGUCAAAAAUGUGACACACUUUAUUGCACACAGCAAUUGGGUGUAGCACAGAUACGAUCUUUUUCAAAAACAAACUGAGUCAAAAUUACCUCACAAAAAGUGUACCCUCCGUUACAUGGAUUAAAUAUCAUCAUUUCUGUACAUGCAUAUAUAUAAGAAAUAGCGAAUGUUUUUUAUUAAUAAUUUUUUUUCUCUCAGUCGAACAAUGUUUCUUGCUGGAGUUGGCAGAUCAAUACGCUGGUUACCAGGAGACAUUUUAAUAAACGACGUUCCGAAUACAUUUUAAAGGAGGAACUUCAGCCAAACUAUUGCAAAACAUAAAACUAUUUAUGGAUUAAUGCGAAUAAUUUUUUAGCUUGCUGAAAAUUAGUACAGCGGCAGGACUAAAACAGAUCCUGAAAUGAAGUUUUAAAUUUAUAUUUUUUAACGCUAUAUGAUCAUAUGGUUAC